UCGGGCGCAUAUGCCCUCUGCCUCCUGUUUCAGCGGCAUGUUCACACCUACCGCAUCCUCCCCGAUGAGGAGGGACUGCUCUCUGUCCAGACCAUCCAAGGCAUCCAGGCCAAGUGCUUCCGCACCCUCCCUGACCUGAUCGGCGCCUACCAGCAGCCCAACAACGGGCUGGUGACUCCCCUGCUCUACCCCGUGCACCGGGCGAGGGAGGUGGCCGAGGAGGACUCGGAUGGGGAGGAGGGCCGAGGCAGUGGGCACAUGGCAAACGGUGCUGGGGGAGGGGGCUUGUGGCGCAGCUCCCCAUUAGCCAGCCGGACCCACAUCUCGCAGCAGCUGCACCAGAGGCUGCAGGAACAGGUCCACAGCAGCCCAGCCAGCGACUUCAUGGGCUUCAUGGCCGAGUACCUGAAGCAUCACCUGCAGCUGGACCUGGAGGCGCUGCGCCACGGGCAUCCGCAGCUGCAGCACCUCAGCACCGCACUCGUCACUGCCUGCCGGGCUCUGCACAGUGAGAUCGACUUCACGCUGGCGGGCUUGGAGACACUGGCCAGGGUGUUUGACCCCCCUGCGUCCCCUCGAAGCACAGCCAGGGAGCAGGGUCUCCUGACCAGCGAUCCCGACCUCGAGCUGCUCCUCAACAAGAUAUCCACUGUCAACCAUCUCCUCUCGUCGCUGGAGAAGAAGGUGCUGAAGUCGCUGCAGGAGACAGUGUCGAGGCACAACCUGGCACUGCCCAGCGUGGCAGCGGCCCCCCCGCAGACAGCCAAGCCCCUGGCCGUGCAGAGAUUUGAGGUGAGGGCGGGGGGCAUGGUGGGUCCCUGGCAUCGCUGCUCAGGCAGGGCAAGCGGGUCCAACCCAGGACCUGUGUCCUGUCUGCAGGUGAAGGUGGGCAGGUCGCAGCGGGCAGCCCUGACCGUGGAUGUGGAGUCAGGCACAGUGGCCAUCAGCAAGAGGGGCAGCGGGUCCCCAGAGGAAACCAUCCCGCAGGACAAAAUCCUGCAGCUGAUCAAGUACCAGAGUGAGCAGAGCAAGGUGAGGCUGGUGUACAACCGGGAGCCUCAGAGGAGCCAGAGCAGAGACUUCGUCUUCUCCAGCGCGCGGAAGCGAGAGGCCUUUUGCCAGCUGCUGCAGCUGAUGAAGAUCCAGCACUCCAACCUGGAUGAGCCUGAUCUCAUCUCGGUGUAUGUUGGGACAUGGAACAUGGGCAGCACGCCACCACCCCGCUCCCUCGCCUCCUGGCUGACCUCGAGGGGCUUGGGGCGCACGCAGGAUGAGACCACUGCCUGCAUCCCUCAUGACAUCUACGUUGUCGGCACCCAGGAGAAUUCCCUGGGUGACCGCGAGUGGGUCGAGUUCCUCCGCGCAUCUCUGAAGACCCUGAUGGCCAUUGACUACCGCGUGGUCGCCCUGCAAUGCCUCUGGAGCAUCAAGAUCGUGGUGCUGGUGAAGCCCGAGCAUGAGCGGCGCAUCAGCCAUGUCCACACCUCCAGCGUGAAAACCGGGAUUGCCAACACGCUGGGGAACAAAGGAGCUGUGGGUGUCUCCUUCCUCUUCAACGGGACCUCCUUUGGCUUUGUCAACUGCCACUUGGCCUCCGGCAGCGAGAAGAUCCACAGGCGUAACCAGAACUACAGUGACAUCCUGCGCUCCCUGGUCCUGGGCGACAAGCGGCUCGGAGCCUUUGACCUCACCCUGCGCUUCACCCACCUCUUCUGGUUCGGGGACCUCAACUACCGCCUGGACAUGGACGUGCAGGACAUCCUUGCCCACAUAACCAAGAAGGAGUUUGAAGCCCUCCUGGCUGUCGACCAGCUCAACCUGGAGCGGGAGAAGAGCAAGGUGUUCCUGCGUUUCAGUGAGGGUGACAUCUCCUUCCCGCCCACAUAUCGGUACGAGCGAGGCUCCCGGGACAGCUACAUGUGGCAGAAGUUCAAGCCCACGGGGGUGAGGAUCAAUGUGCCCUCGUGGUGUGACCGCAUCCUGUGGAAGUCACACCCAGAGACCCAUGUGGUCUGUAAUUCCUAUGGCUGCACCGAUGACAUCGUGACCAGCGACCACUCACCUGUCUUCGCCACCUUCGAAGUGGGAGUAACAUCACAGUUUGUGCCCAAGAAAGCUCCCGGAUCGGGCCCCGAACCCGUGGCCUGCAUCGAGUGGGAGAGCAUCGAGGUGAUCGUCAAAACCACCAGCCGCAGCAAGUGCUACAUCGAGUUCCACUCCUACUGCCUGGAGGAGGCCCAGCGGAGCGGGGAAAACACUUCCCAGAGCUGCGACAUCCCUGGCUUCCUCAAGUUGAGCUGGUCUGCAAAGCAUCUGCCUGUGCUGAACCCCAUCCUCCCAGACCUGGAGUACCUGGGGGACCAGCACCUGCUCCUCAGCAUCAAGGGUGUGGAGAGCUGCGAGUCCUAUGGCGAGUGCUGCAUCGCGAUGAGGUCGAUGAUUGGCAGCAUGGCCCAGCAGUUCGAGACCUUCCUCUUCCACCGCGGCGAGGAGACGGGCUCCAUGCGUGGCUGGAUGAAGGUCCGGGUCCCCAAGGACAGGCGCAGCACCCGCGAGAGGCUCUAUGAGUGGAUCAGCUUUGAGGAGGAGGAUGCUGAGCCAGUGGCAGAUGCCAUGACGUGCCCCAAGCCACCCCUGCAGAGCCGGCCACGCAGCCUCCCAGAGCCAGCCAGCAGCUACACCAACCCAGCCUACUUCAUCUUCGAGGGGGUCCCCAACACGUGGGCACCGGAUCUGGGUGCUGACAAAGCACACAAGAAGCAAGCGGAGAGCCCAACCGGGGGCCAGCGCCAUCGGAGCCCCCUUGGGGUGCGGGUCCCUUCGCCCUCAAAGGAAGAGCAGUGGGGCAGCCAGCCCUGCUGCGUGCUGGGGGGCCCAUCCCAUGGGCACCUGCUCAGCCCCCCUGGCAUGGGCCGGCUGAAGAGGCCCAAAUCAGCCGUCCUGGCAAGAGACACACCAGGGCUGGGCGACUGCUCGCUGACGGCGCUGCACAUGGCUACGUGCCUGAGCCAGCUGGACCGAGUGUUCCCCGAGCAUGGAGGCGACAGACAGAAUGUCCUGGUGUGCCAGACCCACAGUGCCCUUGAGCCACCCCUGCGGCGCUGCCGGGAGGUGCCAAGGUCUGCACCGGAUGCUCACCAGCAUGGCCGCUCUGGAGAGCGGCUCUGCGACAGGGGCGAGCGGUCCCAAGAUGCCAGCAGGUACCUGGGCCACCUCGGCUUGCAACAGGAUGUGGAAGCACUGCAGAAGCGUGGCUGGGACCACCUGGAGAUGUUCAGGUACCCCCAGGCCCUGGAGCUCGGAAAGGGGGGCACUGCGCAGGCCAGCUCCUGUGGCCCUGGCGUCCCUGGCAGAGCCCCACACCCUGCAGGAGAGGAGAGAGACCUCACAGAGCGGAACCAGCUGGAGGCCAGGCUGCUUAGCCCGACCCAUCCCCGGCUUGUCCACAGCAACCUCGGCGAGGGCAGCGUG
Molecule: messenger RNA, 3471 nt
Organism: Eurypyga helias (sunbittern)
Lineage: Eukaryota; Metazoa; Chordata; Aves; Eurypygiformes; Eurypygidae
Gene: INPPL1
Product: inositol polyphosphate phosphatase-like 1
Biological process (GO): phosphatidylinositol dephosphorylation
Molecular function (GO): phosphatase activity
Source: RefSeq, a predicted model, not a curated record